Messenger RNA from Stegostoma tigrinum, 553 nucleotides. Its product is annotated as elongin-C. The record is from RefSeq and is a predicted model, not a curated record. The transcript has 5 exons. Gene Ontology annotation, cellular component: elongin complex. Gene Ontology annotation, molecular function: protein-macromolecule adaptor activity. Gene Ontology annotation, biological process: ubiquitin-dependent protein catabolic process. Bases 183 to 521 code for a protein of 112 amino acids. NCBI's taxonomy places the organism in Eukaryota, Metazoa, Chordata, Chondrichthyes, Orectolobiformes, Stegostomatidae.
ACGACGAGGCCGUGGCUCGGCGCCGCUUCCCGAGAAAGGGAGACCAGCUAGAAGAUCUGCUGGAGGUACCAAAAUCAUAGAUGGAAGUUUCAACAGAACUUCGGAUGUCAGUAACCUGCUCCAACUUGGAUCCUAUUUGAAGAUUUUAUUCAAACAAUCGGGAGCUCAUCAUUUUAGUGAAAAUGGACGGAGAAGAGAGGACCUAUGGUGGCUGUGAAGGCCCUGAUGCUAUGUAUGUAAAGUUAAUCUCCUCUGAUGGCCAUGAAUUUAUUGUAAAGCGAGAACAUGCAUUGACCUCUGGCACUAUUAAAGCUAUGUUGAGUGGCCCAGGACAGUUUGCUGAAAAUGAAACAAAUGAAGUAAAUUUUCGUGAGAUUCCAUCCCAUGUGCUAUCAAAAGUGUGCAUGUAUUUUACCUACAAGGUCCGCUACACCAACAGCUCUACAGAGAUUCCUGAAUUUCCAAUUGCACCAGAGAUAGCACUGGAACUGCUGAUGGCUGCAAACUUCUUAGAUUGUUAGAAAAUAAAAAUGUAACUUAUAACCCAAAAUAA